This is a messenger RNA of Striga asiatica, 2820 nucleotides long. The record is from the annotation of a GenBank genome assembly. NCBI's taxonomy places the organism in Eukaryota, Viridiplantae, Streptophyta, Magnoliopsida, Lamiales, Orobanchaceae.
AACCACUUAUAUUGCUCCAAAUUUCUUUAGCUUGUUGAGAAUGCAAAGUUUUCUUGUUGUUUUCCUUUUCAUUUGCUCGUUUGUGUUACUAGUCAAAUCAAUGAGAUCUACUUUGAGUGAUGAUGUUGUGGGGCUGCUUGUGUUUAAAGCUAGUCUUGAAGAUCCUCAUGGUAAGUUAAGUUCUUGGAAUGACGACGAUGAUGAUAGUUCUUGUUGUACAUGGACUGGAGUAAAAUGCAACCCCAAAUCCAAUAGAGUGUCUGAGCUUGUUCUUGACAGCUUUGGCCUUUCGGGGAAACUAAGCAGAGGCCUCCUUAAAUUGCGCUCUCUACGAAAGCUCUCUCUUGCUAACAACAAUCUCACCGGAGGCUUAAAUUUUAAUUUGUCUCAGCUGCCCCAUCUCAAAUUUCUCAACUUGAGUGAAAAUCGAUUAUCUGGGUCAGUUCCAAGCGAUUUCUUUACUCCAUGUGGGUCCUUAACAUCCAUUUCUCUGGCUAAGAACAAUUUUUCAGGCCCUUUGCCUUUGGGAAUUGGGAAUUGUCCUUUGUUGGAAACAAUUGAUUUGAGCUGGAAUAAGCUAUCCGGUGGACUUCCGAGCACAAUGCAAAACCUUUCCUCGUGCAGUAAUCUAAUUUUAGGUGGAAAUGGAUUUGAAUCGAGCGUGCCUCAAUGGAUUGGUGAAAUGAGAAGCCUCAAGAUCCUCGAUCUUUCUAAGAAUAGCUUUACUGGCCAACUUCCGGAUUCUUUAGCAAAGCUUCAGUCAUUGAAGAUUCUAAAUGUGUCCAAAAAUGCACUUUCUGGUAAUCUUCCUUCUUGGGUGUUCAGACUUGGUUUGGAGCAAGUUCUGUUUUCAAACAACAGAUUCAGUGGGAGACUUGAGAAUGUUUUCGAUUUAUCCAUCGAGAACUCCAGGAAAAAAGUUGCGAUUUUGGAUUUGUCCCAAAAUCAAUUCUUUGAUAUCAUUCCAGCUGCAGUUGGGGAUUUUAUCAACUUGAAAGUAUUAAAUAUGGCUAGGAACAUAUUACUGGGCAGCAUCCCAGUAAGCAUUGGUCAGUUAAAACUUUUAAGUGUUUUAGAUUUGAGUGAGAAUCAGUUAAAUGGCAGCAUUCCUUCAGAGAUUGGACAGCUUGAAUCUCUUAAAUCCUUGUAUCUCGAUCACAACCAAAUAACCGGCCAUAUCCCUCUCUCCCUCUCGAACCUCACUCGCCUCGAAAAAAUCGAUCUUUCCUUCAACAAACUCUCCGGAAGCCUACCCAACCAGCUUUCGAACCUUAUACACCUCCACUCGUUUAACAUCUCACACAACAAUCUCCAAGGCAAACUCCCGUCCGGCAGCUUCUUCAACACCAUUCCCAUAUCCUCCAUUUCCGGCAAUCCUUCCCUCUGUGCGGGCCCCACCAAUUCAUCCUGCUCGGCAGUCCUCCCCAAGCCAAUCGUGCUCAACCCCAACUCCACAUUUACCCCUCCAAACCCCAUUGGUUCAAAUUCAUUUUCCCACGGUAAAAAAGUCUUAACUGUCUCGGCCCUGAUCGCCAUCUGUGCUGCCGGCGCAAUUUUUGUGGGCGUGAUUUUCGUGACGGUUCUCAACAUAAGGGUGCGAUCCUCCGCUCUUCGCCUACCUGUCGUCUCGUUCUCCUCGUCCUCCUCGAGUGAAGACAAUAACAAUUGCGGCAGUCUUGGCUCGUCCGGUCGAGAUUCCGGGAAGCUCGUUUUGUUCUCCGGCGCCAGCCAUGACUUUGGAAACCUUACUUCUUCCGGUGGGGCCCGCAGCCUUCUCGGCAAAGACUGCGAGAUCGGACGAGGCGGGUUCGGGCCGGUUUACCGGGCCUCGCUUGGAGACGGGCGGCCCGUUGCUGUUCGGAGGCUGGCUUUCUCGGGGCCCGUUGGGCCACGGGAAGAUUUCGAGAAGCUGGCAAGGAAGCUCGGAAAGGCCCGCCACGUCAACCUAUUGGGCCUUGUUGGAUACUAUUGGGCCCCUUCUCUGCAGCUCCUAAUUUACGAAUUUGCCCCUGGGGGAAGCUUGCAUGGGCGCCUGCAUGAGUGUUCGGACGAAAACUGCCUGUCGUGGGACGAGCGGUUUGAUGUUAUUCUAGGAACUGCUCGCGGGCUGGCCCGUUUGCACGAGAUGAAUGUGAUACAUUAUAAUUUGAAGUCGAGCAAUGUGUUGAUUGGUGAAUCGGGCCAGCCCAAAGUUGCGGACUUUGGGCUUGCCCAGUUUGUGAUGCGAGAGCACUACAAUGUGAAGUCGAGUGCGGUCGGGUAUGUGGCGCCGGAGGUCUCGUGUGAGACGGUUAUAUUAACCGAGAAAUGUGAUGUUUAUGGGUUUGGUGUGUUGGUUCUUGAAGUGGUUAUGGGCCGGAGGCCCGUGGAGUACACGGAGGACGAUGUGGUGGUGCUUUGUGAGAUGGUGAGGGGGGCAAUAUUGGAAGAAGGGAAAGUUGAGGAAUGUGUCGAUUUUAGGUUACGAGGCGAGUUUCGAUUGGAUGAGGUGUUACGAGUCGUGAAAUUGGGGUUGAUUUGUACUUCUCAAGUGCCCUCAAGUCGACCGGGUAUGGAUGAAGUGGUUCGGGUUUUGGAGCUCGUUAGGCGUCGUGAGGGAAUGGAUGAGUCAGACGGGUUGUCGUCUGACGAGCAUUGACGUGAGACGAGAGGUUCGGUUAGAAAGUGUAGUUUUUGGAUUUUUUUUUUACUGUUUGAAAAUUUGUGAUCCAAAGUAGUUCUCUGAGUUCUCUGUAGUUUGUGUUGUUCAGGUUUGAACUUUGUUUAUUGUUUUAUUUUCAGCUGAUUUGAGUUUUGCUUGAUCCAUUAUGUUUACUGCUG